Branchiostoma belcheri (Belcher's lancelet) is the source of this 9584-nucleotide messenger RNA. RefSeq names its product protein furry homolog. Gene Ontology annotation, biological process: cell morphogenesis; neuron projection development. The record is from RefSeq and is a predicted model, not a curated record. Gene Ontology annotation, cellular component: site of polarized growth; cell cortex. NCBI's taxonomy places the organism in Eukaryota, Metazoa, Chordata, Leptocardii, Amphioxiformes, Branchiostomatidae.
CUAUUUACAAUAAACAGUAAACAAACUUGUUGCUUUAUACCAGGACGUGUUGUGAACAUGACGUGUUGUUUGGUUGGGUUUGUUCCUGCGUAGGUUUUCGGACUUGUUGAGUUGGUAAAGUUGUCUGGCUGUGUUGUAUGUAGUGGGUGGACCGGCCCCGGCGGAGGGCCCAUUGUCCCAGUUUUAGCUGUAGGCGUUGUUGCACGUUAGGCCUGCCUGUCCGCUCCACAUCAGUUCCAGCAUGGAGGCAACAGGACCACCAUGUCGUCCCCCGUGAACACAAGUUUAACCCAAAUGUCGCGUUUUUCGCUGGACUGGGAGGAGCCAGUACCCUCCGAGGCUCACCUGCCGUACUACAGCACAGGCAGCAGUACGACCAGCGGGAUGUCUGGCACCCCCGUGACCCCGCAGGCGACGCUACAGCGCGUGGGUUCGGUGCGGGAGAAGCAGUCACUGCGGGCAGUGACGAACAUCGACCCCGAGAUCAAACCUGGCGAAUACGUACUGCGGAGCCUGUUCACUGAGUUCACCGUCCAGGCAGAGAGGAAGAUAGAGGUCGUGCUAGCAGAACCACUGGAGAGGCCACUGUCCAAGUCCCUCCAGAGGGGGGAGGACCCACAGUUUGACCAGCUGCUGAGUUCACUGAAUGCCGUGGCUGAACACUGCCUGCCGUCGUUACUGCGUACGCUGUUCGAGUGGUACGACAGACAGAAUGGACCAAUGGCAGAGGCCAUGGAGGGCGGGAUGGAGGAGCCACGCCCCAGGACCAACACCAAGAGCGGGAAAGGGUACGGCAGCUCAAGAGAGAAAGACAAAGACUAUCUGUAUGAAAGAAGAGAUCUUGCUGUGGAUUUCAUAUUCUGCCUUGUCCUGAUAGAGGUUUUGAAACAGAGUCAUAUCCACCCCAUCCCUGACAGCCAAGUCAAGACCAUCGAGAACCUGGCCUUCAAACACUUCAAACACAGGGAAGGACAACAGUCAUCGGUUAACGCCAGUAACCUUCACAUCAUCGCCGACCUUUAUGCAGAGGUCAUCGGAGUUCUCACACAGUCUGAGUUCCACUCGGUGCGUAGAAGGUUCAUGUCGGAGUUAAAGGAGCUGAGAAGUAAGGAGCAGAACAUGCACACCACACAAGGGGUCAUCGCCCUCAUCAUGGGCAUGAAGUUCUUCCGGGUCAAGCUUUUUCCAGUGGAGGAUUUAGAAGCGUCAUUCCAGUUCAUGCAGGAAUGUGGGAAGUAUUUUCUGGAGGUCAAAGACAAGGACAUCAAACACGCCCUGGCAGGGCUCUUUGUCGAAAUCCUGGUUCCUGUUGCUGCUGCUGUGAAGAACGAUGUGAUGUUGAACCUGCCAGCCAUCAAGUGUUUUGUGGAGAUGUUAUAUCAGCACACCUUAGAGAUGUCUGGGAAGAAGAAACAUGCACUGGCCCUGUUUCCCCUGGUUACCUGUUUACUGUGCGUGAGUCAGAAGCAGUUCUUCCUCAACAACUGGCACUACUUCUUGUCCAACUGUCUGUCUCAUCUUAAGAAUCGUGAUCCUAAGAUGUCCCGAGUGGCACUGGAGUCUCUGUACAGACUACUGUGGGUCUACAUGAUCAGAAUAAAGUGUGAGAGUAACACCCAGACCCAGAGCCGUCUGCAGAACAUCGUUAACAGUCUGUUUCCGAAAGGUUCCCGCAAUGUCGUCCCCCGUGACACCCCGCUCAACAUCUUUGUCAAAAUCAUCCAGUUCAUCGCACAGGAGAGACUGGACUUUGCUAUGCGGGAGAUUGUGUUUGACCUUCUGUGCGUUGGACGACCUUCAAAACUGGCACUCUACCCAGAGAGGAUGAACAUUGGUCUGCGUGCAUUCCUGGUGAUUGCAGACAGUCUGGAACAGAAGGAUGGAGAACCUCCGAUGCCAUCCACGGUUGGAGUCCUCCCAUCCGGUAACACCCUGCGCGUCAAGAAAACCUUCCUCAACAAAAUGUUGACAGACGACACGGCCAAACAGAUCGGGAUCCAACAGUAUUACCCCGCCGUGCGGAAAUCGCUGGACGGGAUCCUACGCGCUCUCGACCUACAAGUGGGACGGUCCAUGUCCAUGACGAACGUCCAGUGUAUGAACAAGGAGCCAGAGGACAUGAUUACAGGGGAGCGGAAACCAAAGAUUGACUUAUUCCGUACGUGCGUGGCCGCCAUCCCGCGCCUGAUCCCGGAGGGCAUGAGUAAAGCCGAGCUGAUUGACAUGCUGUCGCGCCUGACCGUGCACAUGGAUGAGGAACUGCGGAAUCUCGCCUUCACGGCGCUGCAGAAUCUCGUCUUGGACUUCCCCGCCUGGAGGGAGGAUGUUCUUAAUGGUUUCAUAGCCUUCGUGCUGAAGGAGGUCCAUGACACCCACCCCCUGAUCCUGGACAGCUCGCUGCGCAUGCUGGUACAGUUCCUCACCCACUGGCGGACAGCAGACCAGGCGCUGUACGACAGCCGGGACAAGUUGUACGGCCCCCCUGAUCUGGCCCCCCACAUGCCGUUUGACCGCAGCCCCCACGCCAGGGUGCUCCACAGGGUGGAGGGGUUCGCACUGGUCAUCCUGUGCAGCUGCCGACCGGUCACCAGGAAACUGGGGGUCAUCAUCCUGAAGGAAGUCCGGACACUACUGGGCACGACAGGCAGGUUCAGUACAGAAGAUGAGACCUGUAUAGACGUGAUGGACAGGAUCUGUCCUGCAGUGGUGGAGACUUGUUUACCAUUCCUGGCAGCAGCAGAGAAGGCUGCUGUCCUUGCCACACCCACCAUAGACCUUCAGUGGUUGGCUGACAGACAAGCGUGGAUCGGUGGCGUACACGACACGGUCGGCGAGCCCCACCCUAAGGUGGUUGUUCCCCCGCCGUGGAGCGCGUACGUGUACGACCCCUGGUCGCUGUGUCUGGCGGGGUUCCUGUGGUACAAGAACCUCCCGCUGCACUGUCCAGCUGCUGUCAGUUUCGCCUGGCCUGACAGCUACUGUCGCCUGACAACGCUGUUCUCACACAUCGACCCAAACAACCCAGCCAACCAGGGCGGGAGUCUGCGAGGCACCAAGAAGAUGCCGUGUGCGACAGACGAGUACAUCGGGCUGUGGCGGAACUACCUGGUGUUCGCCUGUCGUAUCGCGCCGCCGAGCUGCGGGCUGGUGGCCAGGCCGGUCUCUCCGGACAUCCUCAGUGCCUCACCAGAUAGUCUGUCAUCAGAACGGGCAGAUAACAAGGUAGAAGUUUUUUUUAAGGCUAGUGUGGUUUGUGCCCCCUCCCCCUCAGGCAGUCAUCUGUUCAAACUGCUGGUGCCCCUGAUCCGGUCAGAGAGUGUGGAUGUACAGGGGGCCGUGGUGGCCGGGCUGGGGAGAACCAACGCUCACGUCUUCAGAGAGUUGAUGGAGGAGAUGCACUCCCUGAUUAAGGAGGCUCUGGAGAGGAAACAGGAGAACAUGCGUCGCCGGCGCAGACGGGACUGUCUGAGGGUCCAGCUGGGCAGGAUCCUGGAGCUGGUCGCAGACAGCGGGGUGUUCUCAGACAGUUGUGCAGGCACACUUGACAAGGACAGUAACAUGCUGGUGCCCCUGUUUGUGGAGUACAUGGAUGGCAUGAGGAUGUUCCUGGAGUCAGAGGGAGACAAGGACUCGCCCACCCUGCAGGACAUCCGGCUGCACUUCAGCGGCUUCGUGCACAAGAUGAUCCGCUCUAUACCAGUGGACAAGCGGCACCCCCUGUUGACCCAGGAGCUGCGCUACAGCCUGUUCUUCCUGCUGGCUAACUGGUGUGGGCGGUUCGGCGUGACAUUCGGCGCUGUCGACAGCACGUUAUCCGGCCGCACGGAAGCAAACAAGGACCUCAAACUGUCGUCUUUACAGAAACUGCCCGACGACCUUCCCCUGACAGCGAGCUGGGCUCCUCCAGGCCGGUUCUGUCGUCUUGACGAGAGUCUUGAAGACUUUGGGAAGACGUCGUUCAAGGCUAUGUCAGCAGUGCUGUGCUCAGGGCCGGUGUUUGACAGCACUGCGCUGUCACAAGAUGGGUACCUGUACAACUGGCUGGACUCCAUACUGGACUGUCAGGAUGACAGGGUUCACCAGCUGGGGAGGGAGACUGUUGUCCUUCUGUUGACCUUGAACCCAGAGGUGCCGACCGUGCUGAACUGGGCCGUGGACCGCUGCUACACGGGGUCACGAUUGGUCGCUGCCGGGUGCUUCCACGCGCUGGCAGCUGUGCUGUGUGAGAGGGACUACCCAUGUGAUAUGGUUGCCGUCCUGAACGUCACCCUGUUUAAGACCGGCGACCCCUGUAACGAUAUCCGGGACAUGGCGCUCCAGCUGCUGCAGGUUUUGGAUAACCGGUUCUUCGGUGAGCCUGACAACCCAGAGGACCUGUCGGGCAGCACUGUGACCUUGACUGGCUCCCAUCUCCCAGCGACCUUCACCAAGUCCCAGAUGUUUCUGUCCCAGGAGCUCUCCAGACAACACCCGGAGUUCACCAUACCCAUGUUCUCAGAGAUCAGCCAUCGCCUCCACCGCGCCCACCCCGAGGGUCGACAGGUCAUGAUGGAGUACCUGUUGCCAUGGCUACAGAACCUGGAGCUGGUGGACGAGUUCUUCUCGCCGGCGUCGACGGUGUCGAGCCAGGACCGGCGCGGGGACCGGGUGCUGCGUGGAGGGUGGGGGUCGGUGCAGGCCACCAACAUGGUCCUCAACAACCUGCUGUACAUCACUGCUAAGUAUGGGGAUGAACACCCGCGUGCUGUGGAACAGUUCUGGGCGACGAUGGUCCAACACUGGCCCAACAACCUGCACGUUAUCCUGGAGUAUCUCAUUAACAUGGCCGGGAUCACUACACAGCCGGACCUGCUACCUUAUGUUAAAAGAGCGGUGAUCUACCUGUGCCGUGCCAAACCAGACCAGAUGGUGGAGGAGCUGAUGAACGAGCUACAGUCAGUGGAGAUAGUGAACGCGGUUGCAGAGCGGAUAUCGGAGCCCCCGUACUACCGCUUGAGCUGCAGUCGGAAGACGUCGUCGGCGAGCACGGGUUCUGCCGGCAUGGAGAGUCCCGGCGAGCUGCCCCACGGAGAGCUGAGCGGGGCGGAGAGCCACACGCCCAGCCGGCGGUUCUCUUCACACUCCAUGCACAAAACUGAGGAGGCAACAGGUGUGAGCAGGUCGGAUUCGGUGAGCUCACACCGCAGUACGGCGUCCCAGGGUUCCAUAUCAUCCUGCAUGUCUGCCGCUUCCCAUGAGGCCAUGAUGAGACAGCAACCGAUGGCAGAGGCUGAGAAGAGUAAGGAACAAGGGAACACGUACGCCCAGUGGAAGUCCCUGUUCGAUGGCGGCGGUGGUCCUCUGCCCCUCCCCAUGCCGGAGAACGGCGGGUACUACUGCCCGCUGUCCGAGUACCUACGGGAAACGGCUACAGUGCCAGUCGGACUCAGCAGGUGUAACCUGGGUGUGGUACUGCUGGCUGAACUGGUGCUGGACAGAGUCCAGGUGGAGUGGACAGUCCACCUACCACUCAUGCUGCACACACUGUUCCUGGGAUUAGACCACUCCCGCUCCAUGGUCCACGAGCACUGUAAGAAGUUACUGCUGAACCUGCUGAUCGUGCUGUCCUCUCACAACGACUACCUGUGUGUGGCACGGACUCUGCUGACCAACCGCAUCCUCAGUCAGAUCCACUGUCUCUCCGUCCUGCCUCCGCUGGCCAAGGACUACAACUUCAUAGCAGACCCCCAGGUUGGUGACUCGGCCCUCCCCACGCCGGCGUCAGACUCCGGGAUGAGCAGCAGCAGCCCGUCCUCCAGUGUCAUCAGCGGCCGCAGCGCCACACCCCCACCGGUCGCUGACUCCAACAUGGUGGACGUCAACACGCUCUCGGAGGUGGACGAAAGUGCCAAGGCUCUCAUUGAAUUCAUCACCACAAGAUCGUGCCGGCCCCUGUGGUGCUAUGAGGACCUGACGUCUCGCCAGUUCACCAUCCGCAGUGCCGAGCAGAUGUGCACGUUCCUGCGCCACGUCGUCAGGAUCUUCAGCGAAUCCCUGCCCGGAUCUCACCUGCAGGAGCGCUGGGGUCAGAUCGCACUUCACAUGGCGCUGUCCUGCUCCUCACGACACUACGCCGGCAGGUCCUUCCAGAUGUUCCGAGCGCUCCAGGUCUCCGUGACCUCUAACCUCCUGUGCGACAUCCUGGCGCGGUUGGUGGAGACCGUGGCCGACCCGGGGGAGGACAUGCAGGGUUACGUCACAGAAAUCCUCCUGACGCUAGAGUCCCUGCUCGACAAGAUCGCGCCAGAGACAUCGCCGCCAGACUACGCCGCUCACGACCGUCUGCGCGCCAGCUCGGAGUCCAUCUCUAGCCUGCACUCUACACCCAACCUGCACCGGACCAGUAUGUGCAGCAUCCCGGCACGGCCAAACAGCGCCGCGUACACACACCAUCGCUCCGCAUCCAUGUCAAAGGUCAAGUUGCACCUGGCUUCACCUAUUGAAAAGACUGAUCAUCACAGCAACCGUAUGUUAGUGGAGACGCGCACACAGAGCUACAACACACUCCCGCGCUCCCGCAGCACACAGUCCAUGAAGUCUGCUGCAGAGAAGUUCGACACACGACACAACCUGCUGAGUCAGCUGUUCUGGGUCUGUGUGUCCCUGCUGGAGUCAGACUACGAUCACGAGUUCCUACUGGCACUCAAACUUAUGGACAGGCUGCUGAGUGAGCUGCCCCUGGACAGGUCAGACUGUGUGGACGAGGUCAACAGGGUCAGGAACAAACUCAAGUGGACCAACUUCCCUGGCAUGCAGAUGCUGCUCUUCAAGGGCUUCACCUCCCCGCUGACAUCUGAGCUGACCCUCCAGAUGGUGGCCAAACUGACCGUCUUCUCCACCCUGCCGGUGGUUGACCCCUCUGAGGCAGCAGGUUUUCCCCUGAAUGUCCUUGCACUGAUGCCAUACCUGAUAAAUCACUACGACAGUCCAGACAAGUUCUGUACUGAGUGUGCUGAGAACAUUGCAGAGGUUUGUUUAGAGAAGAGUAAAAAGCUGCACAACCUUGCGCACAUCAUGAGCCUGUACAGUAACCACACCUUCGGGAAGCCCUGUAAGUCGUGGGUGUCUGCCGUGUGUAAGUACCUCCACGACGCGUACUCCGACAUCAGCCUCACUCUGCUCACCUUCCUGGUGGAGAUCCUGGAGAAGGGCAUGAUGGGUACCCAGCAGGCCGUGCUGCAGCUGCUCUACAGUCUGCUGCACCAGGUUGACCUCGGCACUGCCCCGAUCCACCAGAUGAAUGCUGACCUCCUGCGCAUCAUUGCCAAAUACGUCCAGAGUAACCACUGGCAGGAAUCGUUGAACAUCCUGAAGCUUGCAGUUCAAAGGUCGUCUACGCUGGUCAGUCCCGAGGACAUCCCUGAGCUCAAGGACAUCAAGGAGAGUUCUCUGUCCCUCACCGACAUCGACGUGUGUCCAGUCAAGAGAGACCUGCCGGGUCCCACACUCGAGUUCCGCUUCGAUGUCUCACAGACACCGAUUAUCGGCCGCCGUGUCCAGUCCCCGCAAGCUCAGCCCGACGUGGUGGAGAUCACGAUAGAGGACGGCGCAGACGACGCUGAUGAGGACAGCAAGGCAGCGCACGACAGCGGGGACAGCUCCAGUCAGCGCCAGUCCUCCUCCAACACAUCCACCCUGUCCUCAGCCAGCACCGCUGUCGGACACGGCUCCUGCAUGAUCCCUGUCUGCUGGAAAAAACCUCACCUGUCUCAGAGGCGAACAAGAGAGCGGCUUGUCAACGUGCUGUCCAACUGUGGGCAAAAUGUUGGACUGCCUAAGAGUCCCUCAGUGAUCUUCAGCUCCAGUAGUGACCUGGCCCUGGACAGACAGACCAGCAUGUACUCGUCCAGUGAUGAGGUGUCCCCGCCCGACCUGUUACCUAGCGACAACAAGAUGGAGGAAGGUACGAGCGGCGAGAGCGGACAACACUUCAUCUUUAAGGACUUUGACUUUCUGGAUGCAGAACUAGAGGAGGCUGAGAACUCCAGCGGAAGGCAGUCGGAAGGUUUGGACAACUUUAACUGGGGCGUGCGCCGACGGUCGCUUGACAGCGUGGAAAACGGCGAGGGGUCGCUGCAGGGGUGUCAGCUGUCCGGGAGCGUGCCCAGUCUGGCCUCCGCUGACAUGAAGGACGAGUCAUCGGAUGAUGAGAGUAUCUCCCCAAGUGAGGAGGCCUUGCCAGCGACGAUAGACAACCUGCCCAGCGCCUCGGCGGAGCACAAGCCGCUCCACCCCACCAACACAGCCGACACCGCCGACGGGACGGACGACCAGCUGCCCUCUGAACCAAUCAGCAUGGAAGUGCACAAGGACCAGUCCAGUGCCCUUUCCAUUUCAAGUGUGUGUAGCGAGGGUGACGGUGCAGACACAAGUCCUGGCACGUCACCACAUUUCUCAUCGCUGACAUCCGAGUUCCUGCCGAUCUCCAUGGACGAGAUAGAGGAGGUGUGGCUCACCCACGUGGGGCUGAUCCUGUCAGACAACAACGGGACGUGUGCCGUCAACACCUUCCAACUGUUCGCGCGACUCUACAGGAUCACCAGGAGAAGGUUCUACAACCUGACCAGAGAAUGUUGUAACUACCUGGGGGACAAGCUCCGAGGCAUUGCCUCACAGUUCCUGAAUAUGUUGGAGUUGCUGGUGUCACAGGCAGAGUGUCCUCACAUCUUCACCGACACAGAAACGAUCCUGUCAUGUAAGCUGCUGGAGAGGCACAAGUUUGCAGUGCUGGAGAUACAGGAGCACUACGACACCUACAUCUGCAAGAGGGACGCCACUGUCGAGUGUCUUGACAAGAUAAAGGAGUCGUUGAAAAGACAGUCCCUUGGAGAGGAGGCUGGAGGCAAUGGAGAACAGCAGCAAAUCGAGCUGUGUCGGCACCUGUACAAGCUGCACUUCCAGCUGCUACUGCUGUUCCAGAGUUACUCCAAGCUGGUCAAACUGCUAUCCACAGCGGCAAAUGCACCACAGGUGACAGACUUCUCCCGCGACGCGACGGACCUGAAGGCGCGGCUGCAGCAGGCCAUCUACGAUGUGGACAACGGGAGCGUGUCGCAGGUGGGGCAGGUGGACACGGUGUCGCUGUCACGCCAGGUGGCAGAGGACAGCCUGCUGGAGAACCUGAAGAACGGACAGCUGACCACCUGUGUACAGCUCAUCAGGGCAUUCAGGUCCAUGUGGCCCAACCUGGUGUUUGGUUCUGCGGAUGAGGAUGAUAUGGAGUACCUGCUGGCACUGUUCUGUAAACAUGUGGCCGACAACAAAACAGGUGUCCUUGUGAUGACCCGAGCGGAUACUGACCUCUCUGGCGUCUGUCAUCGGCUGAUGGAGGUCAACAUCCAGCUGCUGUCCUCCCUCAAGUUACUGGAACUCCCCCCAAAGUCUCCCCAAUCCUCCCCUUCCAGCCCAUCCCCAACUACCAACCUAUAGUAGCAGUUGUAGUAGAAAUGUUUAAUUUGCAAAGCAAAUGCAUAAUGUUUACCUUUGCAUAUGAUCUGCUCUGUUAAUUCUUACUCAAACACAUUCAUAUAAUAUAUUAUAUGGUG